GGCGCCCGCUCUGGUGUUGGGACGAGAAACGGUGAACUCGUGGCGUGAGUGGCCGUAGCGCAAGACACCGCAGAAUUCACGGCCGGUGCUCCGUCACGAUUCCACGUCCACCUCGUCACCAAAAUGCAAAAUGCAAAAUUUCCGUUCUUGUCCAUCGAUCUUAGGCAUCCACGGGCGAUCGGCGUUUUCAAACCAUAAAUUGUGUGACGCUCUACCAUCGUAUUGAACCCGAGCGCAACGGCGGCUUGGAGAGCUGAAGCCACCAUCAACCUAAAAAGAAUCAAUCAAUCAACCAAUCCAUUUCCCCUUCUUACCCAAUUCACUCAAUUGAUCAAACACCCCUCUUCACCCACCAUGCCCAAGUACAUGAUCCUCAUCAAAGGCAAUGCCGGCUCCGAGUCCAUCCCCAAAAAGGGCGAGGUCAGCGAAGAGGUGGCUGCCAUGAACAACAAGAUGUUCAAUGAGAUGGUUACUUUCAACGAAAAGCUCAUUGAGGCAGAAGUCCUCGUUGAGCUCGGCGGCUUCGAGUCCACCCACGCCGCCCACCGCAUGGAGUACUCUGCCACUGGUGCGCCACAGAUCACCCCUGGCCCCUUUGAUCUCGAAAAGGAACGCAUGCCAUGUGGCUUCUGGUUGCUUGAGACCAAGGACGACGAAGAGGUCCUCAAGUGGGCGAAGCAGAUUCCCUUCCAGCAGGGAGAGGUUAUUAUUCACAAGCUUGGCAAGGCUUCCGAGAUGCCUGGCUUUGAUGAUGAUCUGAUGAAGAGAGAGGAGAAGAUGGAUGCUGCGUUGCUUGCUCGCCGCAUCAAGUUUCAGAAGUAAAAUAUUAGUACUUCUUUAGCUAUGCUACUUAUGAAUAAAAACAAUGCUGUCAUUACCGCACC
Molecule: messenger RNA, 884 nt
Organism: [Torrubiella] hemipterigena
Lineage: Eukaryota; Fungi; Ascomycota; Sordariomycetes; Hypocreales; Clavicipitaceae
Source: the annotation of a GenBank genome assembly